AUGAAUCCAGCUAUGCACUGUGCACCGUGGCGGACGCUACUGCUGGUGCUUGUCAUCCUCUCCGCAACUCUGUGCCUCUCGCACGCAUGGGCGGCGGAGGAUGUGAAUGAGCAUACCUCGGAGACGCUGGAGCUAAUCUUUGAGGGCUCCACAACGUCAUACAAAUUACCCGACUCCAUUGUGGUGCUGAACAAUGCAAACUUCGAGCCCUACCUCUUUCCCAGCAAGCACGCGACACCACGUGCGUUUCUGGUCCUCUGCUACUCGCCAUGGUGCUCUCACUGCAAAGCUCUCCUACCGCAGUUUCUGAAUGCCAGCCUGCAGUUGGACUUGAUGAGGGUGCCGCACAGCACCUUUGCGGUCGUCGACGUGCAGAAGAACACGGCCGUCUCGGAGUACUUCAACGUGGAGCGCUUUCCUACCCUACUGUACACCACCGGCAAGGACAGGCAGUGGCACUUGUACGAAGGUAGCAACACCCAGGAAGGCUUCAUGCAGUUCUCAGCGUACCUCCAGCAUGCCGUGGACAACGGGAGCUUCUCAGAGGACGUCACGGAUGUGGUGCGCUUCAAUGAGGUCGAGGAGAGCAGUGGCACAACGCGUGUGCCGUGCUACGUGUACGUGCCCGCCACUUCCACCAGCACCCCUGAAAACCAGCGCACAGCCUCCUGGAGCCACGCCGUCGAUGGCGCCGCGUCCGUCAGCAACAUCCGCUUUGCCGUCAUCUACGAGAAGUCUCAGGCGGAGGGCUGGGUGGAGCACGCCGGUGAAAAGUACAAGAAGGUGGUGGAGAAGGCGAAGGCAUGCGUGGCGGCAGGGAAGGCCGGCGGCCCAGAGGGCGAGGCUCUGGUUGUCUUUUCUGAUCGCUACCGCGCGCCUCGCUGCUACUCGGGCCCAUGGGUAGAGAAGCGCAGUGUCGCGAAGACGUCUAAGUCCAGGACCGGGCAGGCCACCGGCGAUACGAUGGCAAUGAGCACGUCACUCGAGAACUUUCUGGCUCUGCACGGCUUCCACGCCGUCGAGGACGCGUCGUCGGCCAUGUUCGCUACUCUCGAGCACUACCCCAAGAACUACUUGGGCGUGGUUAUGACAAAUCGUCCAAUCAACGACAAGGACACGGAGUAUGUGCCAGUGCUGCGCGAGAUCGCACAGGCCGCAAACGACGCUCUGGAGAAGGAGCACGGAAGAGACUUAUCGAUCGAGGAGGAGAUGCGCAUCCCUCGCGUUUCGUGGUCGUACAUCGACGUGGUGGAGUACGAAAUGUGGCGCUCGCGCUACGACGUUGAGCUGGAUCAGCUGCCGGCUGUCAUGAUUAUCGACACGAAGCGCGACCGCUUCUUCAAGAUGCGCACUCACGUGCCGCGCUUUGAGGCAAUUAAGCUGAACACUCCAUGGAGGGUCGGCGGAGAGCAGCACCAACUCAUCGCGCAAUUUGCCCAGGAUGUGCUGGCAGACGUGUACAAGGCUCAGAAGCUGUCUGUCGCUGGCGCCGUCGCGGAGUAUCUCUCCCACUACCCUGGCUUCGCUUUUCUGUACGAAACGCUCAACUACGAGGACUUCGUGUUCGAUGUCGUAGUGAUGGCCCUGGGUUUCUUUAGCUUCUUACUCUUCCUGGGGCUCGUGAUGGAGCCACUGAUGGAGUGGCACGAUGGGCGCUCAAAGAAGGCGGCACAUAAGGCCAAGAGGGACUAG
Messenger RNA from Leishmania braziliensis MHOM/BR/75/M2904, 1692 nucleotides. RefSeq lists its product as hypothetical. Gene Ontology annotation, biological process: response to endoplasmic reticulum stress. Gene Ontology annotation, molecular function: protein disulfide isomerase activity; protein-disulfide reductase activity. NCBI's taxonomy places the organism in Eukaryota, Euglenozoa, Kinetoplastea, Trypanosomatida, Trypanosomatidae. The record is from RefSeq and is a predicted model, not a curated record. Gene Ontology annotation, cellular component: endoplasmic reticulum lumen. The transcript has a single exon. Bases 1 to 1692 code for a protein of 563 amino acids.